GAGAGAGAGCGCGAGAGAGCGCGAGAGAGAGCGAGUGGGAGGGAUAGAAAGCGAGAGAGCGAAGGGAGGGAGGAGAGCGUUUAUGUCUAGUGACAGCCAACAGUAGCACCACAUACAGCCAGAAGAGCGAGCCCCUACAAGAUGCUGAGCGUCGCCCUGCUAUACGCGUGUGCAUUCGUCUUCGGACAAGUCUGCGCUAAAUCCGAUAACGGCAAUUUUUUGGAUGAUAAGUGGCUUGCGGGGAGAUGGGACAAAUUCCGAGAUGAAGUGGAGGAGCCAGGAACAUGGACACCAAGCAAGCCCAUGGACCAAGGGCUGGACCCAGCCAAAGACCCCUGUCUGAAGAUCAAGUGUGGCCGACACAAGGUGUGUGUGGCCGAGGACUACAAGACCGCCACCUGCAUCAGCCAACGGAGGGUCAGCUUCAAGGACCCCAGCCUCUUCCAGAGUCCUGGCUCCAAAUGUGAGCCCUGCCCAGUGGUCCACCCCUCUCCUGUGUGUGGGACGGACGGACACACCUACUCUUCCAAGUGUAAGCUGGACUACCAGGCCUGUAUGAGUGGUAAGAAGAUCUCUGAGAAGUGUGCUGGCAUGUGUCCCUGCACCACACUGCCAGAGCACAGCAGCGCAGAGAAGAAAGUGUGCAGUGAGUCUGAUCUCAAGGAGGUGGUGAGCCGGCUGAGGGAGUGGUUCAGAGUGCUUCAUGAGAACGGCAGCCACAAGAGAACCAAGGCCCCGAAACCAGACCAGAGCAAGUUUGGCUUGGGGGCGUUGCCCAUCUGCAAAGACCCCCUAGGCUGGAUGUUCUCCCGGCUGGACACCAACUUUGACCUCCAGUUGGACCAGUCGGAGACCAGGAGCCUGUACCUGGACCGCAACGAGCCGUGCUCCGAGGCGCUCUUCAGGUCCUGCGACGUCCGCCGCGACCAGCUCCUCAGCAGCUCUGAGUGGUGCACCUGCUUCCAGAGACACACGGACUCCCCCUGUAAGGUAGAGCUGUCAAAUGUCAACAAGAAGCAAGCUGGGAAAAAACUACUUGGUCAGUACCUGCCUGCCUGUGAUGAGGAGGGGUACUACCGGACCCACCAGUGCCACGGCAGCAGCGGGCAGUGUUGGUGUGUGGAUCGCUAUGGCAACGAGGCCUCUGGCUCACGCACACACGGCCCAGCGGACUGCGGCGUGGUCUUGGAGUCUUCCGGGGACCCUGGCAGCGGAGAUUCUCUGUUCUCGGACGAAGACAAGGACUCCUUCGGUCGGAACGCCAAGGCCGGGAUGGACGACGACGAGGACGACGAAGACGAGGACGACGACGACGGCACCGACGAAUACCUGUCGUAAAGGGUUCCCCUUCUUCAGAAAAAAAAAAGAGAAGCGAAGAGAGAGAAUGGGUUCUCUUGGUCAAACUGCACGUUUUUAGGUGACUUUUCCCCGGGGGCAGAUACUUAUUCGUAUUAACAGCCUAUGGACUCUUCUCAGUGUUUUGUUUGUUCAUAAGUCCACAAUACCGAUAUCCCUGGUCAACCUUCUAGGCUUUCUCUUUUCCGACUCCUCGUUCGCGCGUCAUUGGCUAACGACACCGCGUUCAUCCGCGUGCCGGCCAGUGAACGGCGCCGGUGAAACCAGGACUUGUACAGCAUCGACAGCAGCCAAUACAACUCCUUUGGAUACGGUCACUUGUGCAAAGACCCUUCCCUCCCAUUGGACACCCUGGGUCCUCUUCUUUGUAUGACCUGGGCUAUGCCUGCUGAAGCCCAAGGCUCAGUGUUGAGGAAAUGUAACCUCUCCUCCUCCCCCUUCCUUCUCUCUCCCCUCUCCUCUUCUUCGUCUCCUCCCUCUCUCCCGCGCUCUUUUUGUAUGGUGUGAUGUGGAUAAUGCAGAUAGCAGAAACAUUGCACACGCUAGGUUGAUAUCAUUAGUGGGCGAGCUCCACCCGUACAGAGACAGUAGGACUUAGGAAUCACACAGCCGCUUCUUUAGGGGAACCGAAACACAAGUAGACACGGAAUGAAUAGAAAAAAACGAUUCUGGUGACACGAAAUGACUCGCCGUUUUUAUGGAAGAACAAAUAUAUGCUUAUUUCAAAGAACCUUGCUACAGAAAAAAGCCCAAAUAAUGGGAGGAGGAAAAUGCUGUGAUGUAGCAAAACUGUCCACUGAAUCUCAAAUGCGGAGAUCUAAGAGAUUUGAGUGCAGCGUAUUAUAAAAGUAAGGGCUCCGUUUCUAGAAGGACGUCUGGAGAAAUAGAUAACUAAACACAAGAAGAUGAACAGGGGGUUCUUACAUUUUAUUGGGUGUAACUAUAAACCGAAAGUUGCAAAGGCCUUCGGCAACCACCCCUUCACACUGCGGAGAGCUGUGCCUGGAGGCGCAUGCCCACCAGGGGGUCCACACACGACGUAGCUGGGGGGGGCGGGGAUUAGACUGCUGUUAUUUGUUCUACGUAAAACGACAUACAAGUAGCAUACUUAGCGUUCCAGCGAAAGCUUGAUUAUUAAAUGACUUUUCAUAGUGCUCAUUAUACUCGAGAAACUCUUAUACACGCACACGCACACAACUCUACACAUAUAAACACACACAAACUAUCACACACACACCUAUGCACACUCACACAUACACACACCUAUACACAUGCAUACAAAGACACACACCAAUGCAUCAACAAUCACACACACACACAUAUACACACACACAGACACACAAACACAUAUAAAGCAAAACACCUACACACACACACACACACACACACACACACACACACACACACACACACACACACACACACACACACACACACACAAAAACAAGCAUUUAUGCACUGAAGACCUGUUAAGGGGGGUGAUUGGCAGGGCAGGUGGGAUGAGGUGUGCCUUUUUUGGUGGUGGUGGUGGUGGUGGUGGUGUAAGUGAAGGUGGAGGAAAAGUGUGCAUGCUAUGAAUACACCUGGUUUUAAAUACCUUCACUGUGUCAGCCACCAGUCUGUUGGAUAUGCAGACAGCUCAGUCUUUGGGUUUUACUCUGUGUUUUGCUUCUUCCCUUAACGGUAGUGAUGCAUACCUCAUAGCCUUUCCUUUGCUUUGUUUCAUAGACUAGCCUAUCAAUGUACGAGAUCUCUGUGUACAAACACGUGCUUCGAUGCGGAGGAUGUUUUAUAUAUUAGUACGAUAACCAAACGAAAGGGGAUUUUUUGCGUGCAGGCAGCAGCUUUAGGUUUGAAGGAUGUCUUUGAUUCUUCUUUUUUUAAAACGCUUCAAUAAGAAAACGUGUUGAUAAACGUUUCAUCCUGCCAAGUCUAGCCACAUAACUGAUUUCAGGCUAACUGUAGAUUUGCUCGUGCUAUUGAUUGUCCGUGACUGUCUAGUUUAUACAGAUGAUUAAAAAUAAAUAAGAGGGAUAUUCAUGAGGCUCAACGGUCAAUAAUCGAAUAUCUCGUUGAGAUUCCAUGUUUAGGGUCUGAAAGGUGCCAUCUCUGUUGGACAAGAAUUUUAGCUCUUAGCUUGUCGUUUCAUUAAGUCUGUUCCUCUGGCGUUCCAGAGAAACCUCCUUCCUAACGUCUGUGGUCUUCUGGGUGGUGGUGACAUAUGAGCAGUGCUUAGAUGACCCAUGACACGGUAGUCACUCUCAACCAAUCACAUGCUGACAUGACAGAACACUUGUAUGGCAUUGUUUAAAGAGUUAAGACAUUUUUACUGUGUAUGUAUUAUUUGCUGAAAUAAAUAUUAUAUUGACCA
Gadus morhua (Atlantic cod) is the source of this 3727-nucleotide messenger RNA. RefSeq names its product SPARC (osteonectin), cwcv and kazal like domains proteoglycan 3 (gene spock3). Gene Ontology annotation, molecular function: collagen binding; protein binding; extracellular matrix binding. The transcript has 12 exons. Bases 142 to 1338 code for a protein of 398 amino acids. Lineage: Eukaryota; Metazoa; Chordata; Actinopteri; Gadiformes; Gadidae. Gene Ontology annotation, biological process: anatomical structure development. The record is from RefSeq and is a predicted model, not a curated record.